Molecule: messenger RNA, 1293 nt
Organism: Aspergillus chevalieri
Lineage: Eukaryota; Fungi; Ascomycota; Eurotiomycetes; Eurotiales; Aspergillaceae
Product: integrase catalytic domain-containing protein
Exons: 5
Coding region: 1-1293 (430 amino acids)
Molecular function (GO): nucleic acid binding
Source: RefSeq, a predicted model, not a curated record
AUGAAAACCAGUGCCCGUACAGUUCGCCGCCGCCUCAAGGAAUGGGGCUGUACCCAACGGUUUCCAAUACCUGAUACACCACAACUACGCGCUCGAAUUUCUGCUUUAUUCUUUGAAUACUGUGCCAGUGACAAGGAGAUCAUAUAUAUCCUUGAGAAGGAGGGCUAUCAGAUAUCCUCAUAUGGUCUAAGUGUACUCCGUGCUCGGUUAGGCCUUACACGUCGAGUCUCUCGCUUUAAUCGUGAAGAAGCAGAUGAAAGGCUCUUGAAUAUAGUUCAAAAGGAGCUUGACAAGGGUGCCAUUGAGGGUUACGGACGAGGCUAUCUCUACAGUCAUUUCCGAAACCAGAUGCACUGCAUCUCAAGGGAUCGGCUCUUUGCAGCAGUAAAGCAACUAGAUCCGGAUGGAGUAUACCGUCGGGCAAAUGAUCUCCAGCGUCAUCGUGGGGAGUAUAUUGUACCUGGUCCAAAUUGGUUAUGGUCAAUCGAUGGUCACUGCAAACUAAAUUUCUAUGGCAUUGAAAUAUAUGCAGCUAUUGAUGCAUAUUCUCGAUACAUCACAUGGAUUUAUAUUGGCAUUUCUGGCCGUACAGCUAUCAGUAUUCUGGUCCAAUUCUUGACAACUCUCCAGAAGGAAGGUGUUCACCCACAGCGGAUACGAUCAGAUCGAGGUACAGAAACACCAUUGCUUGCAGCUGCUCAACAUGCUUUUAUGAAAAGACAUGUUGCAGAUAUCUCUUUUAGAGACUGUUACUGGUAUGGAACUAGUACUGCGAAUCAAAGAAUUGAGUCUUGGUGGGGGCAGUUAACAGGAGGGUUACUUUUCCGCUGGAGGGACUAUUUCCAGAGAUUGCAUAGUGAACAUUUGUUUGAACCUGACAAUCUGGCUGACAAGAUUGCUCUUCUUGCAAUAUAUAUUCCUAUUCUCCGACAAGAGGUCCAGGCCUUUGCCCGAAUGUGGAAUAUGCACACUAUCCGAAAGCAGCCUAAUCGACCAAAUGCAGUCCAUGGAAAGCCCAUUAUGCUUUAUUUCUAUCCACAAGAUCCUUGUAUUCAGAACUAUGGAUUGAAGCCUGAUCCUCAGUUACUACAAGAACUGACAGAUCAAACUGCAAGCUAUGAUUUGAAUGAAUACCUCCCAUCAGAGACAAAGAACUGGUGUAAUGAGAAGCUCACAGCUUUUGGUCACCGAAGAGAACCAGAUGAUAUUGAUAGUGUUGACAUCACUGGGGAUGGAAAAGACAUAGCUGCAGAUGAUAAUAACUUCAUUGGGGAUUUGGAUAGUCAAUUUUAA